This is a messenger RNA of Neoarthrinium moseri, 846 nucleotides long. RefSeq lists its product as uncharacterized. The annotation marks the transcript as partial. NCBI's taxonomy places the organism in Eukaryota, Fungi, Ascomycota, Sordariomycetes, Amphisphaeriales, Apiosporaceae. The transcript has 2 exons. The record is from RefSeq and is a predicted model, not a curated record.
AUGUCGCUCCGCCAACGUUCUCCGAGCCCGCGUCAUACACCCAGCCCUCGUCCAGGUCAAAGUCCUCGUGAAUCCCCUCCGUUCCGCGAAGCCGCCGGGCAGCAGAACUCUACGAGUGUCCGUUCGCUUACAGCUUUUGGCCGCAGUGGAGGCGAGAACAUAGAAGACGGGGGUGCUGAGAUACCAGACAUACCCCCCCAGCAGAGAGCCUCGGCCGAGGAGCCUAAGGCUCGUAUGGUGACCCCGGAACCACAGGAGCUAUAUGUGCCAGCAGGCAGUCGGUCACCCUCUACCGUCCCGAAGAGCCUUCUUUCUAAGUCGUCAAACUCGCAUCUGAAUUCGUCUGCGUCGUCGUUGUUGCCUCAGUCUGGGCAAUCCGCUUUGCCCGCACUUCAGACCCGAGCCAUUCAGGAGCACGAUGGCCUUGAGCCGCUCGCCGAGGAGGAGAUUGACCCAUCUUCUUUCGACCUAGUAGUGCCAGCACAUGCGCUGGGCAAGCAAUAUUCUCUGGAGACACAAUCAGAACUCCUGUUCUCCGCCAAGCAUCUGGGGGUGAUGUUUGAGGAUCCACUACUCCUCCAGCGAUUCACCAACUUUAUCUACCAGCUGCGGCCACAGUCAAUCCCUAUCCUUGAGUACUAUAUGGAUACAUUGAAAGCACUCCGGGCUAUAGACUACGCCAAUGCAGUUGUUGAUGGAUUAGUCCCCGUGCAAGGAUUAGACUAUACAUCCACUCCAGUGAAUGGCACGUUCAACCAGUUGCUCAGAGAGAAGGCGGCCAAAGCAUUCGAAACACUCGCUAACCAAGAAAUGCCUGCUUUUAUUACGCACACCUACAUUCAGACG